AUAUAUAUAUAUGUAUAAAAGGGACGGCGAUCCCUGCGAAAAGCUUGUAACAACCGACAACGGCCGCGGCUUUUAGUCUCUCACUGGCCGGCGUUCUCUUCUUGGCUGCUGCUGCUCGAUCGGUUCAAUUGAAAUAACAAAUACAACGGAUAUCCGUCGCAGAUCGAGUAAUCGAGAUUCGUUCACGCCAAACAACACCAUGGUCUACUCCAGCGAUUUCUACACCAGCCGCAGGCCCGCCUACUACAAGCCUUCCACUUCAUACUCCAUCACCCCCAUUUACUCAUCCGACGGAUAUGACAUACCGCCUUCGUACUAUAAGGCGCACCAAGUAUACCAAACGAGUCCUUUCAUACUGACACCCAUCACCACAACAGCGAGGCCGUCGGCAAAGGUUUUGCCUUACAACUAUAGGUACAUACCUGCGCCCACCUAUCAUCAUAGAACCGGUGCGGCAUUACACGGGGUGUUAGACAGGAUCGAGCACAGGCAUCGUUCUCAUCCCGGCCACGAUGCUACCGACGAGUACUUGAACACCAGGAGUUCCACGAAUUUCGAUGACGUGACAAGAUCAAUACGAGCGCAAACGGCCGGUUUACUUAAACAAGUAUACGCGCCUACCAUAAGGCCUAAACCGACACAUUCUCAUUACAAUACUCAUACCGGAUACAUGGAGUUACCCAUAGCGCAGCGGAUAGAAUCCGACGCUUACAUUGAAGCCAUUCUGAGAGACUCCCAAACCCAUCACUACGACACAAUAGGUAAAGGCCAUCUGGCGUGUGUGACUUAUGCCGGCGGCAAGGCUUUUGCGCGCAGAAGACCACGGUUAUCAGGUGAUGCAGAAGUAGACACAAACGUGACAAUGCUGUCGUACUACAACAAAACAAGAGAAGCGGCUGCGGCUUCUUCGGGUCGUCCCAGGGUAAAAGUGGAUACUUCAGCCAACACUUCCAGCCGAGGUGCCUACGAACUAGAGAGAACAGCACGUGAUUCAGAAUCCGGUGCCGAUAGAGUGUCCAACGGAAACCAACAUUCUUCUGAUGCAGCCGAAGAAGCCUCUAAGAAAGCGGAAGAAGAACGAUUGGCUGCAGAAGCGGCGCGCAAGGAAGAUGAGGACAGAUUGGCGGCAGAAGAAGAGGCGCGGCGCAAGGAAGAAGAGGACCGAUUGGCGGCAGAAGAAGAGGCGCGGCGCAAGGAAGAGGAGGAACGGUUGGCCGCAGAGGAAGCGGCGCGCAAAGAGGAAGAAGAACGAUUGGCCGCGCUCAGGGAAGAACAAGAACGGUUGGCGGCCGAAGAAGCCGCGCUCAGGGCGGAGGAAGAACGAUUGGCCGCCGAAGAGGCCGCGCUCAGGGCGGAGGAAGAACGAUUGGCCGCAAAAGCGGAAGAGGAUAGAUUGGCCGCAGAAGAAGCGGCGCUCAAGGAGGAAGAGGAUAGAUUGGCCGCAGAAGAAGCGGCGCUCAAGGAGGAAGAGGAUAGAUUGGCCGCCGCAGAAGCAGAGGCCGCCAGAAAGGCGGAAGAAAACGUUUCCGAGUCGGAAGAAACGGACGCGGAAGAGAUAGAGGACGAACCGAAUAGCAAACUAGUGACCACCGAAGUCGGAUUUGGCAUAGGCGGAACAGCUCUGGCAGCUUCUGAACACCACGAAGUAGCGUACACGACGUUGGAAGAAGAAGACGGUGGUACCGUCAGGACGGCCGUGUUCAGACGCUCCACAAGGACUACGUCGACCAUAAUCCAGUCCGGCAGCGAAGAGCACAACGGCGUGGAAAUCGAAGAAGUCGUGGAAAACGAAGAAGUUUCGGGGGACGAAAACGCCGUGGCCGACGGGCAGCGGUCCGAGCAAGAGGAAUCGUCGGACGAAGGAGAAGAAAUCAAAACGGAAGGGGCAGAUACAAAACCGGAAGAAGGGUCAUCCGAAGAGGAGGAGGAGGAGGAGGAAAGAAGAAGAGUAGAAAAUGUUUCGCGUCGCGCGAUCGAGUUUUCCUAACGACUUGAAGGGAUCGGCGAAAUAGCGUUUAUUUAUUUUACCGUUGUUGUUAAUAUGCAUUUAAUUUAUUUAUUUAUCUAAUUUAUUAAAAAAAAAAAAAAUAAUAA
Molecule: messenger RNA, 2094 nt
Organism: Adelges cooleyi (spruce gall adelgid)
Lineage: Eukaryota; Metazoa; Arthropoda; Insecta; Hemiptera; Adelgidae
Product: caldesmon-like
Exons: 7
Coding region: 200-1987 (595 amino acids)
Source: RefSeq, a predicted model, not a curated record